Messenger RNA from Acanthocheilonema viteae, 1755 nucleotides. NCBI's taxonomy places the organism in Eukaryota, Metazoa, Nematoda, Chromadorea, Rhabditida, Onchocercidae. The record is from the annotation of a GenBank genome assembly.
AUGGAAAGUAAAAUGGAUGUAACGUUUGAUGAUGAUGAGGAAGGUGAAUUUAUUAAUUGGAAAGUCACCGAUGGCGCUUACGUAUCCACUGAUACCAUUCUUCUCAUCUAUAGCAGCAGCAAAAGUGGUGAGAAAAAAUCGUUAAAAACUUCUGUAUCCGGUGUAGUUACUAUUGAUACUACCAUUAAAAAAGGGAAAAAAUUAAAAAAGGAUAUGAUCGUUGCAAGUUUACGACCUUGUACUCAUGCGAUUGUUAUCAAAGAUAUGUGUGCAUCGUGUGGUAGAGAUUUAAGAGGUAAACCAGGAACUUCUGGAGAUUUGAUGGAAGCCAGUACUGCGAACGUAUCAAUGAUACACCAUGUUCCUGAAUUGAUUGUCUCUGAUGAGUUGGCUCGAAAGAUAGGCAAUCGAGACCGCGAACUGCUUUUAAAAGCACAAAAGUUGGUGUUGUUGGUUGAUUUGGAUCAAACACUCAUACAUACAACCAAUCACACUUUUAAAGUGGAUAAAGAUACGGACGUUUUACAUUAUAAAUUGAAAGGAACUAAUUUCUACACGAAAAUUCGUCCAUAUGCACGCGAAUUUUUGCGACGAAUGGCUGAACUAUAUGAAAUGCAUAUAAUUAGUUAUGGAGAAAGACAGUAUGCACAUCGUAUCGCUGAGUUUUUAGAUCCUGAUAAGAUUUAUUUCGGCCAUAGGAUAUUGUCACGCGAUGAAUUAUUUUGUGCGAUGUAUAAAACAAGAAAUAUGCAAGCAUUAUUUCCAUGUGGUGAUCAUAUGAUUGUGAUGAUUGAUGAUAGGCCUGAUGUUUGGCAAUACUCAGAUGCCCUUAUUCAGGUAAAACCAUAUCGAUUCUUUAAAGAAAUUGGUGAUGUCAAUGCGCCGAGAUGUGAAAAAGGUGAAAGUAUUCAUUCUAGCAGUUAUGCGGAACAGGAUAUGGAAUCCGAAGAUGACGAAUCAUUGGAAUAUGUUGCAGUGGUCCUUACUAAAAUACACAGGGCUUUUUAUGAACUGUUUGACGAUGCAAAAGUAAAUCGUUUUCCGGACUUGAAAGGAAUAAUAUCAUAUUUUCGAAAACAAGUGUUGCGUGAUUGUUCGGUAGUAUUUAGUGGUAUUGUACCCGUCGGUGUUGAUAUUAAGAAAACAGAAGCAUACCGAUUAUGUGUGCAAUUUGGUGCAGUUGUUACCGAUAAUGUGAGUAAUUCCACAACUCACGUGAUUGCUGCACGGUGGGGCACAACGAAAGUUCAUGAGGCGCAAAAACUACCAAAUAUAUCUAUAGUAAAUCCUAAAUGGUUAUUUGCCUGUGUCGAAAGAUGGGAAAAGGCGGAUGAAAAAGAAUUCGAAUUGUUGAAGGAUGAAGCACGAGGUGCGGAAAGACUUCACGGUGGGACUAUUGUCGUUGAUGAAAUCUCAAGGCUACCUAUACUGGGCAAAGAAGCCUUGUCGCGUAUGACUGAUGAAGUUGAUGAGGCAUUACUGGAGGAUAUGUCCGACAAUGAUGAUGAAAAUCUAGAAGAAAAAUCACUGACGAGUUCAUCCUCAAGAGAAGAGGGACCUGUGAAACGGAGAUAUGAAAAAAACGAUGAUGAAAGUAGUGCCUCAUCUAGCAAGAAACAGGCUUUGGAAAAGGAAGAAGAGAAUGAAUUCGACAAAUCAUCGUCUUCCAUUGAAUCACAAUCAUGUUCCGGUGAGUCAGAAUCAGAUGAUGACGAUAUGGCAGCUGAUGUUGAGCGGCAGUUUUUUGCAAUGUAA